Molecule: messenger RNA, 1620 nt
Organism: Mercurialis annua (annual mercury)
Lineage: Eukaryota; Viridiplantae; Streptophyta; Magnoliopsida; Malpighiales; Euphorbiaceae
Product: phenolic glucoside malonyltransferase 1-like
Exons: 1
Coding region: 117-1508 (463 amino acids)
Source: RefSeq, a predicted model, not a curated record
UAGGUCUCUGCCUUGAUGGUGAUACGUGUGGCUCCCUUUGUCUAAAACCAAAAGCUACAUUUUUAUCAACUUCAAGCUCUUCCUUUUUCCUCAAUCUCUCUGUCCAUUACAUCUUCAUGGAAUCAAGCAAAAACAGCACAUUAAGAGUGCUUGAAGUUUGUCAAGUUACUCCUUCUCCAGAUUCACCGGAAUCCGCCGCUGAAUUAUCUCUUCCGCUUACCUUCUUCGACACUUUCUGGAUCAAAUUCCACCCAGUUGAGCGUAUUUUCUUCUACCAACUCACUGGUUUAACCUCUGCCCAUUUCAUCUCAGUUAUUCUUCCUAAACUUAAGACCUCGCUCUCUCUUGCUCUCCUCCAUUACCUACCCGUCGCCGGAAACCUCGUUUGGCCGUCAGAUGCUGCCAAACCUUUCAUUCUUUAUACCCCACAAAACGAUUCCGUUUCCAUCACAGUGGCAGAGUCUGACGCCGACUUUAACCAUCUUUCGGGAAAUGAAAUUCGUGAAACUGUUCAGUCACAUCCUUUUAUACCGGAAUUACCUGUCGAUGACUCAACGGCGUCAAUUAUAGCGUUUCAAGUAACUAUAUUCCCUGGUCAAGGUUUUUGCAUUGGUGUUUCCUCUCACCAUGCCAUUCUUGACGGCAAAAGCGUCACCAUGUUCUUGAAAGCAUGGGCUCAGCUCUGCAAAUCUGCACCGAUAAGUCUUCCGCCGGAGCUAACUCCGUUUUUUGAUCGAACUAUCGUUCAAGACCCAGAAGGAAUUGACAUGGUGUACUUGAACGAGUGGUUAAAUAUGGCUCCUGGAGGAUAUUCAAAAAGCUUGAAGCAAUUUCCUAAUUUUGGACCGUCACCAGAAUCCGACCGAGUACGAGGAACAUUCGAAUUGUCUCGUGAAGAUAUAAAAAAACUCCGACAAAAGAUACUAUCAGAUUACCAGUUGGAAACAAGCUCCAUGCAUUUAUCAGCUUUCGUGCUAUCUUUUGCGUAUACAGCACUCGCCAUUUUCAAAGCAAAAGGAUUCCAAGGAAAUAAAAAGGUUCUUUUUGGAAUUAACGCAGACUGCAGAAACCGAUUAGACCCGCCGUUACCGGCGAACUAUUUCGGCAACUGUGUCAGUACCUAUAUAGUAGAAACAGAAGGGGAAAAUAUUAUACGAGAAAAUGGGCUUUUAUUUGCUGUAGAAAAGCUUAGUGAGGGGAUUAAAAGGUUAGAGAAAGGAGCUCUUGAUGGAGCCAAAGAGAAGAUUUCUUAUUUCAAGAGCUUCGAACCGGGUUCAGUGGAAGGAGUUGGGGUUGCCGGGUCACCUAAAUUUGGGGUUUAUUCGAUGGAUUUUGGGUGGGGGAAGCCGAAGAAAGUGGAGGUUACGUCCAUUGAUAGGACCAUUGGGACAAUUUCCAUGGCGGAAAGCAGAGAUGGGAGUGGUGGAGUUGAAGUUGGUGUGGUCUUGACGAAGCAUGAUAUGGAGAAUUUUAAUUCGCUGUUUGUUAACGGUCUUAAAGAUCUUUGAGGUUAGGGAAACAAAAUUUAUUUACUACUACUUGUUGUUUAGUUCUUAAAUUAUUGCUUUUGCUACAUGGAAAUUAUUUUCGUUCUAAAAUGAAAUAUGGAGAAAAUUUGCA